UUGCAUGGGUGAGAGAGCCCGAGCGCCCGAGCCAAUGUUCCCAUCGCACAAAACUUACUGCAUGCAGCUUCUUGGUUUUACAGGCGGUACCAUUACGUAUUGGGUGCUUUAUACCAUUCGCCUCAUCUAUUCCAGAUCUCCUCCAAGUGAGUUGCCCCUUGUAUAAACUGCGUCUUGGCCAAGAAGAUAAUGGCUUUGAAUGCUGGUUCAACGCCUGAUCUCGGUCAAGGAGCCGCCGCGACUACCGCUGAAGCGAAGCAGACAAGACUUAAGCUUGGGAGAUGUCCUUCCUGUGGUACCCAGACGCAUAAAUUGAGAAUGUUUCGAUCGGCCAAACCAUUGACGAUUGAAGGAAAAGUCGAGAAUGGCCGAUGCUUGAGUGCCAUGUGUUUGGGCGAGGAAAAUAAUGACAAUAAGGAAAUUGACGUUGAUGACUUGGUGGACGACGAUGGCGUCGAAUUUGACCCGGAUGAUUUUGUGGUGGACUUUGCUGGCUCCGUCGCGACCACAGCCACAGCCACAACGGCGAUGACGGAUAAUCAACCCUGGCAUUGUGCGGCUUGUACCUUUCUCAACAAGUCCGUCCACUCGCACUGCGAGGUCUGCAACACGCCCAAGCCCACAAAGCCAGUUCGAGUAUCGGUGAUAUCACCCACAAAACCACCAUCGAUUCAAGAAACUAUGGAUCACGUCAAUGCUACCCUGCAAUCCCUGGGAGGAACCUACGCGGACUAUGCCUGUCGCAUGGUAUCCUGGGACGAUGCCUCGCGUAACACCACUGCAACGGGAGCCUUGUCCUCGUGGGGUACAAACAUUACGGAUACCUACCUCAAGGCCAAGGAUGGACGAAAGCUCUUUACGGUAAGACCCGAUAAUUGGAAUGAAAAAUUGGGACUCGUCACCACGGAUGAAGUGGCCGUCGUCGUGCGAGAUGCUACUGCCGGCGCUGGAAAAUUACGACCCGUGACAUUGAGAGAUGUCUUGCACAAUAUGGGGGGAUAUGGCAAAGCAUGCAAAAUGGAUGCAGACACAAAUCUGCAUUAUCCAGAACUAGACAAGGAAGUAUCCAUCCGAUUUCAAACAACCUUUAUUCCAGUGGACAGCAAUAACCAAGGACGCAACAAUAAUCGCGAGAAUAUUGAGUUUGGCAUUGAGUCCUACAACUACAACACACUGGAUGAUGCCAAGCCCAAAAAUCUGCUAUUGCUCUGUACUUCCCAGGGCAUGGCCAUUCAGGCCGACGGAAAGGGGCCACAGCUCCUACUCCAUCAUUUCGUACCACCUCAUCAACAACAAUCCAUUGCACGACAUUGGUUCGAGGCGGAACGAUCCGAUCACAAAGUCGGCGGCUCCCAAUGGGAGACGGACCAAGAACGCGCCGAUGCCGCACAGAGGGGCAAGGCCACCGCCGCCGUCAUUGGGACACAGGCCAUGGGAACACGCUUCAAUGCACUCAUGACCAUUCAGGUGCCCCUUUCGUGGGAAAUGAUAUCCAUUCAAAUUUCCACCAGCACGGGUCGAACCAUUAAGCUGAAUGUCAAGCCGACGGACACGAUACUCAGUGUCAAAAAGAAACUUCACAACAAGCUGUGCGAUGAGCCGUCCCGGCAGAAAUUGGAUUAUCGGGGAUUGGAACUCAAGGACGAUCAAACCAUCAAGGCAUGCAACAUCAAGAAUACUUCUACUUUGAUACUCUCUUCUGCUAGUAGUGGCACGCAAACCAUCACUGUCAAAACUCUCACUGGCAAGAAAAUCACAGUAGACAAGGUAAAUCCCAGCGUUGAUACAAUCGACAGCAUCAUGGACAGAAUCCACGAAAUUGAAAAAAUUCCGCCUAAGCAACAAAGACUCAUGUUUUCCGGAAAGCACCUGGAGAAAGGCUCAACUUUGAGCUCCCACGGCGUGAAAGGAGGCUCCGAACUGCACCUCCUUCGUGGUGCGCUCGCUCGAGACCCCAGCGAAAGGGCCACCAGUGCGCCGACUCGUAUGGGAGUCGGAUCUUCGACUAGAUCCAGCAGCCAAGACGCCCCCAUUCAGAUCCCACUCGUAACCGAUGAGGACGAAGCCGAUGAGGACGAAGCACAAGACGCUGCCAUGGAUAUGAUGGGAUUGAAUCGUCAAACUUCCGUGUUGGCAGUUCCUGCCGCGCCACAAGGAUUAUUUUGGAGUGAGACAAUGAUCCUAAUGAAAGGAGAAGGCGUGCAAGACUUGCCCACUGCGGUGGCGACAACCAGCACAGCUCCGACGCUUUCCACUCUCACUGAAUCAGUUCGUUCUGCGCCGUCUCUUCCGGCUCCGAUUUCGCGCCGUUCGAGCGAUGGUACUCCUGGCGCCGUGUCUCGUCCCGCUGCGAUUUCCGACGGCUCGAGGCGUCGUUCGAGCGAUGGUCCUGCUGGGCUACGAUCAAGUGCUCCCGCAGCGAUGGCGGCUGCUGGCAUGGACUCUUCCAGCCGAAGAUACGAUGAGGAGGAUUCAAUUGCCGAGGCCAAUGCCGCCCGUGUAUCCAUUGGAUCCAAAUACGACGAUUGGCAUGGUUUACGCAACGGGAAAGGGCUUGGUCGUCACGAAAGCGAGCGUGUCACCGUAACAAUUGUCCUCUACAACGUUGUCGCGGGGGGAGUUCCAGCCGAGAAUGACAUUGUGGCUGCGGUCGAAGAUAUGGAAGCACUGUAUCUGUCUUGUUCUGGAGGAUACGCAAAGCUUGCCAGCGAGAAUUUUGAUUCGUUCAAGAACGGUGGCCUGCCACCGGUCGUGGAGGACUACAACGUGUUCCCAACGUCCGCAAUAGAGCCACAAUCGAUCGAGGAUGCCAAGCCACAAUCAAUUGGGGAUACCAAGCCACCUGCUGUCACGACAAAACCGCCCGCAGUAACAGAACCCAGCGCACUGGCAAAAGCCCCCUCGGCAGCGACUACCGCUCCGAACAACCCCCCUCAGGAAACUGCUCCGGCACCAAAGGGGCCACUACCAGCAACACCUGCUGCUGCACGGGAAGAGCCAAUGCCCCCAUUUGUAAGAAAGAACACAAAGGAUCCCGAUGCGCGAGUGCUCAAUGACGGGCCAGUGGAUCGGAGGAGGGGCAUCGAUCCCUAAAGAGGGCCUCAUUGAACCAGAACAGAUACUUGAUUAACACACGCACGUAGAUGUUGGCUCCAACAUGCAGCUGAUUCUGUAUCUAUUGACUUGGUUGCUAGCUAGGUUGUACAUGAAUCCUUCAGGCUGUUUGUGGCUGUCCACUCCGUCUGCAUUGGCUUUUUCGAAAAUUUCACUGGGAGUCGAGUCGAGUCGAGUCGGCAACUGGCUCAUCGUUAUUUCUUUUCCUCAGAAACAAGAAUUUUUGCCUCGAUGGUGCGUGCAAUGUUUCUGGCUUGCUAUGGCAAUGUACUAGCUAGUAUCAAACACCAAACGAAAAGGAUGUAGCCAGACUACCUUAUCUGUAGUUUAACUGGAAUCUAGGUCUAAUGUAAUGUACUUAACUCUAACCCCCAUCGUAGCUACGAGCACACAGUCGCAAGCUGAAUCGA
Messenger RNA from Seminavis robusta, 3524 nucleotides. The record is from the annotation of a GenBank genome assembly. NCBI's taxonomy places the organism in Eukaryota, Bacillariophyta, Bacillariophyceae, Naviculales, Naviculaceae.